Messenger RNA from Punctularia strigosozonata HHB-11173 SS5, 2027 nucleotides. RefSeq lists its product as uncharacterized. The record is from RefSeq and is a predicted model, not a curated record. Lineage: Eukaryota; Fungi; Basidiomycota; Agaricomycetes; Corticiales; Punctulariaceae. The transcript has 3 exons. Bases 35 to 1540 code for a protein of 501 amino acids.
GCCAGUCGACCAGAGCUCAUUCAGCCAGCAGCGGAUGGCGGCCAAGGAUGCUACUUCGACGCUCCCGCUGCAGCCCACGAAACCCUCUGGGCUAAGGUCGGCACUGCAAUAUACUGGAAUACCCCCUUCGUGGUUUGAGAAGCGGCCCAAGCUUCCCUCGCGCAACUGGCUUAUAUUCAUCUCAGUCACGGCUUCCAUCACUGGCUACUAUCUCUACGACCGACGUGAAUGUAAACGCAUAAGGCAAGAGUAUGUGGACCGCGUCAAGCACCUCGCCGAAGCACCUCUCGGCACCAUGGAGCUUCCGCGGAAGGUGACGGUAUACGGAGGCAAAUGGCCAGGGGACGACGACUACGACCGCAGCAUGAAGUACUUCAGGAAGUAUGUCAAGCCCAUCCUUGUCGCUGCAGCUGUAGAUUACGAUAUGAUCAAGGGCAAACGUCUCGGGGACAUCUCGAAUCAUGUCGCGGAAUCUAUCAAAACCCGGCGCCGCAUAGACGCUGGCUUGGAACCCCUACCGUCACUCGCCACGCCCGCUGUUCAGAAACGUACUCCGGAACAGGAGCUUGAAGGUGGCAUCGUCCUUAUCGGAAGAAGCACCUUCAAGGAGUUUAUGCAUGGGCUCGUACGAGGAUGGACCGAAGGUCUCGAGAAGGUCGAUCGCGAAGAACAGUUGGCGAACGAACUGGCGAACGACGGUGCAUUCGACGAGCCUGAUACGGAGUCUCUAGCAUCUACGACCUCGAGGCCCUUGGCUGACGAUGAGCCUAUACCCACACCCUCACGACUCGCCCCUUCCAGAGUAUUACCUGGCACAUUAGCCCAGUUCAAAAUGCCUGGGAUGACCCAAGCCUCGCCAUCGUCAUCCAUCAUCUCUGUCACGUCUUCAAUCCCCGCCCACCUGAACGCUCCUCCGGAAUCCAUUCCCCCGCUGCCUCCUCUCCUCUUAGUGUCCUUCACCAACUUCGUCGGGCUCAAGCUCAUACCCCAUAUGAUUUGGGACUUCUUCAAUGAACGGUAUAAGGUAGCUUCUGGCUCCAGGGACGGAUACAAACUGGUCAUGGGCAUCACCCGGCCAUUCCUUGCGCCUCCUCCUUCUCUCAACGCGCCCGCAUUCGACCCUUCGAUCGACCCGGUUCAAGAUUUACGACCCCAACUGGACCUCGACUUCGAUCGGGAUGUCGAGUCCUACUACAAGAACUCGCUUCAGAAGAUUCCCUCAGAAAUUGAGUCGUCUCGAAAAUCCUAUUACAAGAGCCUCGCGGAGAAACUGGUCACUGCUCGUGCUCUAGCUCGUGGUGACCGCGAGCCUACGAAGGAAGAGCUCCAGAACCCCCCUCCUACUGAGGUUGAGCUGCGCGCGGAGAGGAUCAAGAAGGAAUUGCGUUGGAGAGGCGACUUGGAAGGCUGGGAGAUCGUAAAGCCUGAAAACCAGACGUUGUGGGAUGAACGCCUCAGGGGCGUUCUGAAGGUUUUCGUCGAUCCGCCCGAGGACGGCGCGUUACCAUCGUCGGAUGACAAGACUGAGACCCGAGCAUGAGAAACAUUUCACAGUAUUCGAGCGUCCAUCACGUUGCAGCACGAGGCCAUACAUAAUUUACAGCGCUUUACUAUAAUGCACAAGCUUAGCGGGGACUAGUCAUCUGUGAUCUCUACAGAACCGCUGUUCAGGAAGGCCUCAAUCUCAGCAAGAGGGUUGUCCGUGUAGUAAUCCUCGUGAUCCUGACUGCCAGAUUCAUCACGAGCAACAUGACCUUGAUGGCCGUCAUUGAGUGAGUAUGUGUUGUGUAGCUGAUCGCCAGAUAAAGACGUAGCAGCAGAGUCUUCAGGAACGAAGUCAAAUAAAGUCAUGUCGAACUCAAAGCCUGUAUCCGGGUCACCGAAGUCAAACUGCGAGUGCAGUGCUUCCACAUCUCCGUUGUCUAGUGUGCGUGCAGUAGCGCGCUCGCGGUCUGUCCUAUGUGAAUCCGGUGACGAGCCGCGUAGAAACAAUGAGUCUGCCUUUGAAGGAGGCUGUUGUUGUGUCU